This is a messenger RNA of Macadamia integrifolia, 1565 nucleotides long. RefSeq names its product phospholipase D alpha 1-like. The transcript is spliced from 2 exons. The annotation marks the transcript as partial. Gene Ontology annotation, molecular function: D-type glycerophospholipase activity. The record is from RefSeq and is a predicted model, not a curated record. Gene Ontology annotation, biological process: phospholipid catabolic process. NCBI's taxonomy places the organism in Eukaryota, Viridiplantae, Streptophyta, Magnoliopsida, Proteales, Proteaceae. Gene Ontology annotation, cellular component: plasma membrane.
GAUACAGCCCACCAUGAUGAUUUCCAUCAGCCCAACUUCACUGAUGCUUCAAUCAAUAAAGGUGGACCUAGGGAGCCUUGGCAUGAUAUUCAUUCCCGGCUAGAAGGACCUAUAGCUUGGGAUGUACUGUACAAUUUUGAGCAGAGGUGGAGGAAGCAAGGGGGGAAGGACUUACUUGUUCAGCUCAGGGACCUUGGUGACAUCAUUAUACCACCAUCUCCUGUUACGUUCCCAGAAGACCAUGAAACAUGGAAUGUCCAGUUAUUCCGAUCCAUUGACGGUGGUGCUGCCUUUGGCUUCCCUGAGACACCAGAGGAUGCAGCCCGGGCUGGGCUUGUCAGUGGGAAGGACAACAUCAUUGAUCGAAGUAUUCAGGAUGCUUAUAUAAAUGCCAUUAGACGAGCAAAGAAUUUCAUUUACAUUGAAAAUCAAUAUUUCCUUGGAAGCUCAUUCGGUUGGAAGGCAGAUGACAUCAAGGUUGAGGAUAUUGGUGCUUUGCAUCUUAUUCCAAAGGAACUCUCACUUAAGAUUGUCAGUAAGAUUGAAGCAGGGGAGAGGUUUACUGUCUAUGUUGUGGUCCCUAUGUGGCCAGAAGGGAUUCCAGAGAGUGGAUCAGUUCAAGCAAUAUUAGAUUGGCAGAGGAGGACAAUGGAAAUGAUGUACACUGAUAUAACUCAGGCCCUUAGCGCUAAGGGGAUCGAGGCAAACCCCAAGGACUAUUUGACAUUCUUUUGCCUUGGGAAUCGAGAGAUGAAGAAGGGUGGUGAAUAUGAACCUUCGGAACAACCAGAGCCAGAUUCAGAUUAUAGCAGAGCCCAGCAAGCACGGCGUUUCAUGAUAUAUGUUCAUGCUAAGAUGAUGAUAGUUGACGAUGAAUACAUAAUCGUUGGUUCUGCCAAUAUCAACCAGAGGUCAAUGGAUGGUGCUAGGGACUCUGAGAUAGCCAUGGGAGCCUACCAACCAUAUCAUCUAGCCAAUAGGGAACCCGCCAGGGGUCAGAUCCAUGGCUUCCGGAUGGCUUUAUGGUACGAGCAUCUUGGCAUGCUUGAUGAUUCAUUCGACCAGCCUGAGAGUGUGCAAUGCGUGCAGAAGGUAAACAAGAUUGCUGAGAAGUAUUGGGAUAUUUACUCCAGUGAUUCUCUGGAUCGCGACCUGCCAGGUCACCUUCUCUGCUACCCAGUUGCAGUAGCAAGUGACGGGACCAUCACAGAAUUUCCAGGGAUGGAACACUUCCCCGACACCAAGGCUCGCAUUCUUGGUGCCAAAUCUGACUAUCUUCCUCCAAUCCUCACUACGUAAAUGGGAUCGUCUACUUAAAGAAUCAUUAUCUUUUAUCUUCCUUUAUCACCGCAGACGCAGUAUAGUGGCAAUAAGUAACAUAUGCAUUGUAAUUUUCAAAUACUGUCUUUAUAGGUAUGCAACUUGUGAAAGGUGUUCAUGUCAGGUCUUUCAGAGUUUGGGUUUGUAUUUUGUGAUUCUGGUACUGACUUGUUACUAUCCUUUGUGGAGUUUUGUUUGUUCUACCCUUUUGUUGCUAUAUUAGUAUUGCUGGUACUUCAAAGAAA